Messenger RNA from Plutella xylostella (diamondback moth), 1925 nucleotides. RefSeq lists its product as uncharacterized. The record is from RefSeq and is a predicted model, not a curated record. Lineage: Eukaryota; Metazoa; Arthropoda; Insecta; Lepidoptera; Plutellidae.
AAAGAACUCGAUGUAAAUUAUUUGUUAAAUUUAUUUCUACACCAGCCAAUGUGAUAUUGUGUUAAAUUCAAAGAUGUUCUGGCGAUUCUUAAAAGAAGUACAAACCUAGUUUAAAGAAGCAAACAGUCAUGUUUCUAAAUUGACCGUCGGAAAUCUUGUAAUUGUAUGGAUACCUCAACAGCAUCUAAUUUAGGUGUAGAAGUGUGAUGGGCGGCGUGUUCUCUUCGCACGAGUGUCGCGCGGGCUGCGGCGGUGCACGCUGCUGCUCGUGUGCGACUCCCAUCCCGGGCUGCCCCGCGCCCGCCGCCGGCUGCCCCUUCGACCAGGGCUGCCACUUCCCCGCGCCCCCCUGCCCGCCCCCCGAGCCCGCCUGCCUGCCGCGCCUCGGCUUCCUCUCCACCUGCCCACAGCAACCAUCCUUCUCAUCAAACCUCUUUGGAGGAAGCCAAUUCUCCUCCAGCCAUAAUUUCUCCGGAACAGGAAGCCAAGUGUUCCCGUGCCCCCAGAACAGCUUUGGAAAGUCAAGCAACUGCCAGUGUCCUCCAAACAGCUUCGGAAGGUCAAGCAACUGCCAGUGUCCUCCAAAAGUUAUUUCCAUACCGAUGUUUGGGCCGAACCAGUUGAAGCAGAUGUUUUCGUCAAAGUCCUUUCAGUCCCAGAUGGGUCCAGGACAGAUGUGCGGGGGACAGUCCAUGAGGCAGAUGUGUCCCGCCAAGCAGCAGUCAUGUGCGGGAAGUCCAUCGGGACAGAUGUUCCCCGGACAGAUGUGCCCCGCCCGCUCGAGCAUACGCUUCGAGUGUCCCCCGCAGCCCGCGUGUCCCCCCCCGUGCCCCCCUCCGUGCCCCGCCCCGUGCCCCGCCGCGCAGCCACAGAUGAAGCCACAGAGGUGCUGCGACCCCAAGCUGUGCGCGCAGUAUGACCAAAUGUAUGGAGGGACAGAUUCUUUGAGUAGCGUAGAUUCAAUUCCAGAUUCUUGCGAAGAAGAGCAGAAAGAGAAAUGCUGCGGUUCGAAGAGAAAGCUUUACCGAGACAACCGCUGCGGCUCGUCGACCAUCAUCGGCUCGAUGCAGGAGGUGCGGUCGGAGCGGCAACGUCGCAUGGUGUGCCGCGACCCGUCGCACCACGGCGGGUGCGGCAAGUCCAGGCGAGUCCCGGUCCGGCCGCCGCCGCAGCCCGGCUGCCCCGCCGGCGCCUGCUGCUCCAGCUCGCGCGAGGUGCGCCCGCGCCGCCCCGGCCCAACCUGCUCCCGGCCCAGCUCACAACCCUGCUCCCGGCCCAGCUCCCAGCCUAGCUCCUGUUGCGGCUCCAAAACGAACCUGCACUCUGGCUCCGCCCCGUGUCAGCGCUCGAAGAAAAGUAGAAGCAAGGUUACAGUUCAGGAGCCAAAAGCUAAACGAACUCCUCGUCCGACACCGCGUUCAUCCACCAGGUCUAUACCUCAGUAUGAAGAAGAGUAUUCCGAAGAGUCAGAGGAAGCGCCUCCCGUGUGCCCCGCGCCCUGCCUCAAACGCCGGCCGCCUAGACCUAGACCCAGACCUCCGCCGCCACCGCCGCCGCCGCCGCCGGAGUAUCGCGACUACAACACUAACAACGAGGGUCCGGACCUCUACAAGAACUCGAAGAGCAAGGCGAGUGACUUCCUGAGGAUCUUCCUGGUGCUGGGCGGUGAGUGCUGCAAGAUCCUGCUGCAGCUGGUGUUCCUGCUGCGGCAGUACCUCGGCAAGAUGUGCAACGAGGUGAUGACGCGCAAGAAGUGCUACACGCAGCGCUGUUGUGGGUCGUGAAGAUGAUCGUCGCAAAAGAUACUCACCCAUUUAUUGUCAUUCGUCUUCUAUUUUUGGUUUGAAAAUUUUUGUUUGUAGUUUUUCUUGUAUUUUUUAUCUUUAUGCCGUAAUAAAUACUGUAUUUGAAUUAAAAGCUACUAA